Messenger RNA from Populus trichocarpa (black cottonwood), 1770 nucleotides. RefSeq lists its product as uncharacterized. The transcript is spliced from 2 exons. Lineage: Eukaryota; Viridiplantae; Streptophyta; Magnoliopsida; Malpighiales; Salicaceae. The record is from RefSeq and is a predicted model, not a curated record. Bases 168 to 602 code for a protein of 144 amino acids.
UUUUCACCCCAUGGGUUAAAUAAUUUAUUUUCCAGCACAAUUCACCACAUUAAAAUCCGGGAGUAUCCAGCCAGCCCUAAUUCUGCUCCUUAAACAUCCGAUUUCAAAUCCUCCCUCUUAAUUGCCCAAAUCCUACUUUAGCGACCGGAACUGCAGAUCUCACUACAAUGGGUGGAGGAGACAUAGAGAAGAUGAUCACCAUAGGCCUAGUGUGGGGUGCCACCAAUGCCUUAAUUCGUCGCGGUGCACUUCUCUGGGACCACCAAUCCCUAAAAUCUUCUUCUUCUUCUUCUUCGUCUUCCCUUUCGUCUCCUCCAAAAUUCCACCAGAAACUCCUCUCUUCACUCAAAAGCUGGCUCAGCCUUCUCAUAUUUUGGCAAUACUCUCUUCCUUUCUUGCUUAAUCUCUCUGCCUCUGCUAUCUUCUUCGCCAUCUUAAGUGACACCCCCAUAUCUCUGGCUGUCCCAGUCACCAAUGCUACAACAUUUGCUGCUACAGCUGUGUUUGGAAUGCUUUUAGGAGAAGAUACCCGAGUCGACUUCGCUUUGCUGGGCACAGUUGAAUGCUGGUGGCAGGAAAAGGAACCGAAGUUUCCGGGAUGAAUAUCCUUGCUCCAUUUUAGAACUGCGCCUUAAAACAUUCAGGUGGCAUUUGUCCAUUGAACCUCUUAGUGUCAUUGCAGUAGUUGUAGAUCAUGUAGUUGUCUCUGACCCGCUUCAUUUGAUCCAAUUGGGCAUUGCUCAACUUGCUAUAGGCGGGGGAUGUCCACCAGUUCGCUGGGGUCUUGGCAGCACAUUGAUUUAUGCUAACUGGUCCAUUCCACUUGCAAGCCCUUGCCCUAAAAUUGCGGUAUCUUGCUAUGAAGGGUGCCACUGUCCAAUCAAUCUUAACUCGCCCACCUUGAGUUGCCCAGUUAUCAGCAUUCCACAAGCUGGAGUAGACCCUCAUUCCCUGUUUGUUUGGGUAAGCAAUCCCCUCAUUUUCAUAGUUACGGUAUACGCGGAUUGGUACAUUAUCAAUGUACCACCUGAAUUGCAGUGAUAAAUAUCAAGUUAGGUAAAAUUAGGCUUCUGGAUUAUCUAGGAAUUAGAUAGCUGGUUUGGUGGAUGUAGUGAAGUAAGCUGGGAAAAUGAAAGUUUAGCAAAAGCUUCAGGAAGACUAUUUAAGUUAUGUUGGAAAAAAAAAGUGCACAUAUUGGUAAUCUACUUGGAGUGCUGUGCAGCUUAAUCUGAAUGUCGAGUCAUGCUGGUUUCUUUUCUUUCCCCCUUUUUUUUCCUUUUUAUAUCAUCAUCAUUAAUAAUUUUGUUUUGUGAAUAGUGAAUAUUUGAUCAUACUUCUGUAAGUCAUCGACAAAUAAGGCCAACGUUGUAGAAAAACAGAAAUGGUCAGCGAACUUACACAACUUCAGUAGGGUUCCAAUGUAUAGUGUAAUUAUGGAAAUCUGCAGUUGGGUCAAACCAGGGGCGGAAUUGCUGUUCCCUGCUUCCAUUUCCUUGAGUGUAGAUGUUUGUGUGUAUGGUGUAUGGCUGUCCAGAUGUAUUCCCUAAGAACUCGAAGUCUAUUUCGUCGUGUCUGUCCCCAGAAGAGGAUACCUGUGCAAAUUCAUCACGGAGUUUCAUUAUUUAGUAAUUUUCAUGUGUCAAUAUUCCAUUAUAAAGUUUUUUGCUUUAAGAACUUCAUUUAGAUGCUGAUCUAUAUAAUUGUUGUUAAUCUUAGAGAUAUUCAAAUGAGGUAUUAAUAUGAUUGGCCGUAACUAGACCUUCCUAUUUA